AUGGAGCCCAACGGUUUUCAGAUCAGACAUCCACCACCUCAACACGAGCUCAACGACUACAUCACGUGCGACAGUCAACUUUUCCAAACACUACAUAUGGGCGCUGCUAUAGUCGACCACUCCCGAUAUCAGCUGGUCAUCGAUGGCCUUGUAGAUCGACCUUAUUCGUUAAACCUCGACCAACUGAAACGACUGCCCAAGACUUCGAUCACAGCAUUUCACGAAUGCUACGGAAGUCCUUUGAAGCCACCUAUCGAAGCUUUAUGGCGUAUUGGAAACGUAAAUUGGACUGGUGUACGGCUUUCCCAUCUACUUGAUUUAGCUGGUAUCCCGCAUACAGAUGAAGAACGCUUCGUCUGGUCUGAGGGUCUCGACAGAGGUGUCUUCGCUGGUGUAGAGGCGGACCGAUAUCAAAAGGAUCUUCCCUUGCAGAAGGCGAUGCAGCCAGAAGUCCUAGUAGCUUAUGAGCUAAACGGCGAAACAUUGAGCAAAGAGCGUGGUGGGCCUGUGAGGCUCGUUGUGCCUGGGUAUUUUGGGACGAACUCGACGAAGUGGUUAUGCAGGUUAUCGGUGCAGAAGAAGCGAGCUCAAGGCCCGUAUACAACACGUUUCUAUAAUGAGGUUAUUCCUGGAGAUGCGGAGCAGACCACGAGACCUGUGUGGAAUGUAGAUGUCAACUCAAUGAUCACGGCACCGAAGCCAAGUGCGGUACUGCUAGGUUCUGAGAUCUCUACCUCAGGCUGGGCUUGGAGCGACGCUGGCGUAGAAAAGGUGGAAUUGACCUGGGACGAAGGCCGGACAUGGACCCAAGCCAAUGUGCAGACGAGAUCCGAAUACGGAUGGCAGCAUUUCCACACUACGCUAAAGUUGGCACCUGGAGACUACACAAUCAUCGCGAGGGCGACGUCAAUCUCGGGCGAACAACAGCCGCUGAUGGGUCGGCGAAAUCAUGUCCAUCGUGUCGACAUUACCGUUGUUCCCGGUUAA
Molecule: messenger RNA, 987 nt
Organism: Cucurbitaria berberidis CBS 394.84
Lineage: Eukaryota; Fungi; Ascomycota; Dothideomycetes; Pleosporales; Cucurbitariaceae
Product: molybdopterin binding oxidoreductase
Exons: 1
Coding region: 1-987 (328 amino acids)
Cellular component (GO): mitochondrion
Molecular function (GO): molybdenum ion binding; oxidoreductase activity
Source: RefSeq, a predicted model, not a curated record